Molecule: messenger RNA, 627 nt
Organism: Phytophthora sojae
Lineage: Eukaryota; Oomycota; Peronosporomycetes; Peronosporales; Peronosporaceae
Exons: 2
Biological process (GO): very long-chain fatty acid biosynthetic process; fatty acid elongation; sphingolipid biosynthetic process
Cellular component (GO): endoplasmic reticulum membrane
Molecular function (GO): 3-hydroxyacyl-CoA dehydratase activity
Source: RefSeq, a predicted model, not a curated record
UACCUGCUGGCCUUCAACGGCGCCUCGUGCGCCGGCUGGGCCUACGUGCUGUACCUGACCGUAACCACGGUGCUGCAGGCGCAUGAGGCUGGCCAGGACUGGAGUCAGGUGGCCCAGAGCACGUGGGACGUGGUGUCGCUGCCCCUCAAGGUGGUGCAGACCAUGGCCGUGAUGGAGAUCGUGCACGCCGCCGUGGGCUUCGUGCGCUCGCCGCUGGGCUCCACGCUCAUGCAGGUGAGCUCGCGCCUAUGGCUCGUGUGGGCCAUCAACGUGCUGUGCCCCGUGUCGCGCUACCAGUUCGGCUUCCCGCUCAUGGUGGCCAGCUGGGGGCUCGUGGAGGUGCCGCGCUACUCGUUCUACGCGCUCAACCUGUACAAUGCGGUGCCCGGCUUCCUCUUCUUCCUGCGCUACCACCUCUUCAUGGUGCUCUACCCGUCGGGCGUUCUCGGCGAGGUGUUGUGCAUGGUGAGCAGCCUGAGCUUCCUGUCCACGGGCGCGUACGCCAUCCAGCUGCCCAACACGCACAACAUCUCCAUCUCGCUCUACGUGGUGGUCAUCCUCGUGCUGCUCGUGUACAUCCCCGGCCUCCCCGUCAUGUACGGCCACAUGCUCACGCAGCGCAACCGC